Ostrinia nubilalis (European corn borer) is the source of this 1083-nucleotide messenger RNA. RefSeq lists its product as uncharacterized. The coding region runs from base 199 to 1083 and encodes 294 amino acids. The transcript has 5 exons. The record is from RefSeq and is a predicted model, not a curated record. NCBI's taxonomy places the organism in Eukaryota, Metazoa, Arthropoda, Insecta, Lepidoptera, Crambidae. Gene Ontology annotation, biological process: positive regulation of fibroblast growth factor receptor signaling pathway; positive regulation of epidermal growth factor receptor signaling pathway; signal transduction.
CUCCGCGCGCGACGCCCGUGUCGCGACGCUGCCAGAACCGCGCGCGAACGAUUCCGCUGUGCUUGUGCGCCAUCUCUGCCCAAAAGGAUUAUUGUGAAAUGUGCUAUGGAGCUUGUUUAUUUGUGAUCGCCCCUGACGAGGGCUGAAUUUUUGAGUGAACAGUUUUUUGUGUUUGGAAGUUCAGUAUCAGGUGUCGGAAUGCUAAAGCACGUCGCGGUGUCCCCGCACCGCACGCGCGCCGACUCCGUGAGCCUCGCCUCGUCCGCGUCCUGCUGCAGCCUGGGCAGCCUUGAGCACCGCCACGACUCCGUCACCGACCUCUCGCAUCGCACGACGACGAUCAAGGUCUACGCGCGGUGCCUCCGGCCGGACAUCGAAUACAAGACGCUCUCCGUGACGUGGGGCACUCGCGCCCGGGAGGUGGUCUCCACACUCCUGGGCAAGUUCCGCAUGAGGCACCGGGACCCGCGGCUGUUCUACCUGAGCAUGGAGGUCAGGGUCCGGGCUGCGGGUUUGAGAACCACCCUGGUGCUGGAUGACGACGCCCGCCCCGCCGCGCUGCAGGCCUGCCAUCCGAAAGGAUACUCAAAAUUUUCGCUGCAGAUGCGUCCAGGCGGCCUGGUGAAGAUCUACGACUCGGCGCUGAUGUCCUCGUCGCAGUACAAGUGCAUCCUGACCAGCGAGCAGACCACCGCCGACGAGCUGUUGGCUAUCCUGCUGCACUGCUACGACUCCACCGAGGGCGUCGAGCGGUUCUCGCUGUACGAGGUGUGUCCCGCUCAAGAGUACGAGCGCAAACUGCACCCGGACGACCUGCCGUUGCAGGUGCAGCGCGCGUGGGCGGCCGACGCCGACUGCCACUUCCGCGUGCGCCGCAACCCGCGCGCGGCCCCCCACCCGGCCCCCCGGCCCGCCCACCAGGCCCCCCAGGCCCCCCGGCCCGCCGACCCCCUCGAAGACCCCUCGCGCGCGCUCUCCGCGCUGUCGCUCGAGGCCGACGCCGAGCGCCGCUACCACCCCGUCUACCAGUACCCGAGCAUCGGCUACUGCAAGGAAACCAAAAACGACUACCUGUAUAUCUGA